This is a messenger RNA of Lucilia sericata (common green bottle fly), 758 nucleotides long. RefSeq names its product cytochrome c-like. The transcript has 2 exons. Gene Ontology annotation, biological process: mitochondrial electron transport, cytochrome c to oxygen; mitochondrial electron transport, ubiquinol to cytochrome c. The record is from RefSeq and is a predicted model, not a curated record. Gene Ontology annotation, cellular component: mitochondrial intermembrane space. The coding region runs from base 159 to 482 and encodes 107 amino acids. NCBI's taxonomy places the organism in Eukaryota, Metazoa, Arthropoda, Insecta, Diptera, Calliphoridae. Gene Ontology annotation, molecular function: heme binding; electron transfer activity.
AUUGAAUUUGAUUGACAAUUUUCUUGACGUUCUUCUUUUUACAAAAUCAAAAUUUUGUUACGUUUUCGGAAAAGCAGAAUAAAAUUAAGUUUUAAAAAAAAAACUUAGCUGUUGUUGUUCUCCACUAGAAAUACAAUUAAUUUGUGCAACUUUUAAAAAUGGGCAUACCAGCUGGAAACGCCGAAAAUGGCAAAAAAAUCUUUAUGCAAAAAUGUGCCCAAUGCCAUACGGCAGAGUCUGGCGGUAAACACAAGGUAGGACCAAAUCUUCAUGGUGUUUUGGGACGUAAAAGUGGUCAAUCGCCCGGUUAUAUGUAUUCGGAAGCCAAUAAAAAUAAGGGGGUCAUGUGGACCGAUGAUGCCAUGUUUGAGUAUUUAGAAAAUCCUAAGAAAUAUAUACCUGGUACAAAAAUGGUAUUUGCUGGUCUGAAGAAAGCUGAUGAUCGGGCUGAUGUUAUUGCGUACUUAAAAAAUCCAAAAUAGUUUGAAUUAUGGAUUAUAAAAACAAUGUAAUGAAUUUUUAACACGUAAAAAUUAAGAAGUUUUCUUUGAAAUUUUUAAACAUAUUGAAUUUCUUAAUUUUGAGUUUAUUAUUAUAGAAAAAUACUAGUAUUAUCUAAAAUUAAUGUAAAUAUAAUAAAUAUUUUAUUAGAAAUACUGUAAAGCAUGCCCGUUUCUUGCUUAAAUUUAAAAUUGUUUAAAAUCCUGUAAUGAAUUCUUAAAACUUAUUUUUUCAACAAUUUGUAUCGUCAAAUAAAU